Messenger RNA from Cucurbita maxima (winter squash), 1534 nucleotides. RefSeq names its product zinc finger transcription factor YY1-like. The record is from RefSeq and is a predicted model, not a curated record. Gene Ontology annotation, cellular component: transcription regulator complex; PcG protein complex. Bases 212 to 1324 code for a protein of 370 amino acids. Gene Ontology annotation, biological process: regulation of transcription by RNA polymerase II. The transcript has 6 exons. Lineage: Eukaryota; Viridiplantae; Streptophyta; Magnoliopsida; Cucurbitales; Cucurbitaceae. Gene Ontology annotation, molecular function: DNA-binding transcription factor activity, RNA polymerase II-specific; RNA polymerase II cis-regulatory region sequence-specific DNA binding.
CCGAACCUGAAAGCUUCCCGUCUCUAUCGUGUUCUCGUCUCUCUCCCCUUGCUUAUUCAUCUCGCGCCGCGCGCCCUCUAAUCUGUUCCUCCACAGUGCUUCUUUUUGUUAUUGAUUCAACUUCGUAUUUCGAUUUUUUGUCGAUUCGGUUGAGUUCGUGUUCAAUUGCUUGGAGUAGAAAGGGGAGGGAGACAGAGACAGCGACAGAGGCAUGGAGACUUACUUUAAUCACAAUCUGUUCGAGAGGCGUCCCAUUGUGAAGAACAAGACUCCUGCUGCUAAAUGGAUCAAAGAAUGGGUCCCCCAAGAUGUUGUUGCAACUGGAGGAAAGUGCUUUCUUUUGAAAUGGGUCACAGAGGAUACCUUGAAGGCAUUAAAGGAGAAGACAAAACAGUCGGAGGCACCAGAACCUGAACCAGAACCCACAACUGAAGUGCUUUUCCUUUGUAGCUAUGAGGGCUGUGGAAAAACAUUUAUUGAUGCAGGUGCUUUGAGGAAGCAUUCUCACAUUCAUGGGGAGAGGCAAUAUGUUUGUCACUACGAAGGUUGUGGAAAGAAAUUUUUGGAUAGUUCGAAGUUGAAAAGACACUUUCUUAUUCAUACUGGUGAAAGAGAUUUUGUGUGUCCUCAUGAAGGCUGUGGUAAGGCAUUUUCGCUGGAUUUCAACUUGAGAUCGCAUAUGAAAACGCAUUCACAAGAAAACUAUCAUAUCUGUCCAUACCCUGAUUGUGGAAAGAGAUUUGCUCACGAGUACAAAUUGAAAAACCACAUUACAUCUCACCAUGAAAAGAACAUGACAGCUGAAGUGGUCAAAUAUACACCACCUACUGAGAAGCAAACUAAAGUUUCUAAACCAUCUGGAGGAGCUUAUGCUUCUGCAUCAUCAGAUCGCCCAUAUGCUUGCCCCUAUGAAGGGUGUGAAAAGGCUUACAUCCAUGAAUACAAACUUAAACUCCAUUUAAGAAGAGAGCAUCCUGGACAUCUGGUAGAAGACAAUGGCAAUGCUCAUCAUAAUGGGGAAAAUGAGAUAGAAGGCAGUGAUCAAGACGGGUACGGCGGAAAACGGGUAAAUACGAAAAACCAGAAACAGAACAAGCCUAAACCAAAGUUGAAGUUACCACCUUCCAAAAUAUCACAGCGAAAAGGCACAACUCCAUCUCCUGCCCCAAUGAGUAGUGUAAAAAAAUCAUGGCCUGCUAAAGAAGAAACCUACGAGGAGGAAGAAGAUAGCGAAGAGACGGAGGAGGACCGUGAGAACAUGGAGGAGGGUUGGCAAUAUGCCGAAAACGAAGACGAUGAUGAGGAAACAGAGUAUGAAGAUUAAAUCUUUAGAAAUGGGCGGCUUGUAUGUAACUUGUUGUCUUCUCUUUUUAGCUCACAUAUAUGAUAGUAGGGAGUGAUAAAACAUUAGAUCAAUUUCUGAUGGAAAUUAUAGUUUUUCUUACCUUUGUAUUUGUCUUUGUAUUUGUGGAAUGAAGCAUAUCUAUGUCUCUUCAAUGAGCAUUCGCCAAUAUGACCUCGGCCUUUAGCACUA